GUUGCUGAGAUCCUGUAGGAGUUUGGAUUCUGAACUCUGGGGCUUCUCGGCUUCCGUAGCCUGAAGAUCCCGCCGCCCGGCAACGGGCCGCAGCGUGCGGCCAAAUCCUUCGUCCAGCAGAUUUCCCUCCAUGUGACAGCUGGGCUUCCCGGAAGCUCUACUUGGUGCCUCCCCGUGCUUACCUCCUUUCCAGUCCUGAGGGAAUCAGGGAGGACCAAGUGUAGAAGCCUCAGAGGACCCGCCUGCUGACGUGAAUUCCUGCCGGAAGCCCCAGAGACCAGGAGCUGCAGAGCGACACUGGUCCUGUGAGUGGGUAUGUUGUUACAGAGGUUGGUGUCAUUUGAGGAUGUGACUGUGGACUUCACCCAGGAGGAGUGGCAGCGCCUGGACCCCGCCCAGAGACGCUUGUACCAGGACGUGAUGCUGGAGAUCUACAGCCACCUCUUGUCAGUGGGGUAUGCCAGGCCACAGGUCAUCGUCAGGAUGGAAAAAGUAAAGGAGGCACAGGUGGGAGAGGUCGCAUUCCCACAUCAGAGGUGUCAGUGUGAAGCAGGGGAAUCAGAGAUUGAUACAUCACAGCAACACAUCUCUGUGAGGCCUUCAUUUCUAAAGGAUGUGCCAAGUGAAGUCACAAGACAUGAUUCAUGGUGUUCCACUUUAGAAGAACUGUGGCAGGAUGGUGACCCUAUAAAGAGAGACCAACAAAACAAGAUCCUACCCGUGAGUCGUGGUUCUUCCCUCAGUCAGAAGACACUGAUCACAGACAAUGGUUAUGAAUGUGAAGAGCCUGGAGAAGCCACUUGUCUGGGACCCCACCUCAUCACUGCACAAAAGGGACCUGUAAGAUGUUGCUCAUUUGCAAAAAGUGUGAAGCCUAAAGUGAAUGGUGGUAAUGAACUGGGUACCACAGGCCAGGUUCCCAACACAGUUGGAGCUCAUCAGUUCUGCACACAAGGCUCUUCGAAUGCUGUGUGCACAGUUCCUAGCAGAGGAGAGAAACCACCCAGAGGUAAUCAGUUUGGAACACUUCUCAGCCCUCAGCAAGCACUUACACAGCAUAAAAUUAUUUUCCAAGACAAGCCAGUUGAAUAUAUUGGAUAUGGGAAGGUCUUCACUGGCAGAUCAGCUUUCUGUCGGUAUCAAAUAACUACGUCUUGGGAGACACCUUUUGUGUCUAACACAUGUGGGAAAGCCUUCCUCUUGAACUCAGAGCUGCCAUACUGUCCAGGAACUUACGUAGGAGAGAAGCAUUUUGAAUGUCCUGAAUGUCAGGUGUUUAGUUGUACAUCCAGCGUACAGGUACACCAUGACCUUCACAUGAGAGAGAAACCUUAUGAAUGUCCAGACUGCAAGAAGUCAUUCAGUAAUGCAUCCCAACUGAAGGUACAUCAUCGAAAACACACAGGUGAGAGACCUUAUGUGUGUUCUGACUGUGGGAAGGCCUUCAGCCACAAAUCAGUCCUCACCACACAUCAGAGAAUUCACACUGGGGAAAAGCCUUACACAUGCAUGCAUCAUCGAAUCCAUACCGGUGAGAGACCCUACAAGUGCUGUGACUGUGGGAAAUCAUUCAGGAGAAUAUCCCACCUGAAGGUACAUCAUGGGAUUCAUACAGGUAAGAGGCCCUAUAUGUGUUCCGACUGUGGGAAGGCCUUCAGUCAUAAGUCAGUCUUCACCACACAUCAGAGAAUUCACAGCGGAGAAAAGCCUUAUCCAUGCAGUGACUGUGGGAAGUUGUUUGUUUAUGCUUCAGACCUAAAGAAGCAUCGUCGAUUUCACACAGGGGAGAAGCCUUACAAAUGCCACCACUGUGGAAAACUGUUCAGUAUUAAAUCCCACCUGCAGGUGCAUCAUUGAAUUCACACUGGUGAGAAACCUUACAAGUGCUGUGAUUGUGGGAAAUCAUUCAGUAUUAAAUCCCAUCUAAAGGUGCAUCGUCGAAUUCACACUGGUGAGAAACCUUACAAAUGCUUUGACUGUGGAAAAUCAUUCAGGAGACAGUCCCAUCUAAAGGUGCAUCGUCGAAUUCACACUGGUGAGAAACCUUAUGUGUGUUCUGAAUGUGGGAAGGCCUUCAGUGACAAGUCAGUCCUCAGUACACAUCAGCGAAUUCACACUGGGGAGAAGCCUUACACAUGUAGUGACUGUGGGAAAGCCAUGGCUUCUAAAACCCAUCUCAAAGAGCAUCAGCAAAUUCACACAGGUGAGAAGCCGUAUGUGUGCCAUGAAUGUGAGAAGGCCUUCAGUAGCAGGUCUUCUUUACACAGACAUCAUAGAAUUCACAGCAGGGAGAAACCUUAUGUUUGUCACAAAGGUGGGAAGGGUUUUCUGCAGAAUUCACAGUUGACAGCCCAUCAGCAAACUCAGUUCAAAGAAACUUUAGAAAUGUAACUAAGAAAUUACUUUGUGAUAUAUGUCAAAGGAAGGUGCGUCAUCAAGGUCACACACACAGAAAUGUUAUCAUUGCUCGACUGAGAAAUCUUUUGUCACAGUAGUAUAUGAAAGUCCUCCUGUGAAGAGACCUUAUUGAUAGAUAAAAAGUAGCCUAUGGAUGAAUCCAGUUGAUCAGGAGAAAGCACCAGGACACAGAUAAGACUCCAUCAGAAUAGAGUUUAUUAGCAAAAGAAUACAUGGGACAAAUUCCCUUCCAGGUGGGAAGGGGGAGCCUUCUGCUUCCUGCAGAAGGCGGGAAGAUAUAUAUAUAUAUUUUUUUUAAGUUGGGUGGAGGGGGGAAGUUAAAACCUGUCCUCUUUAGAGAUCAAAGGGGAAGCCUGCUGUGUUGGCCAAACUGGAGAAAAGUCUGCUUCUCUUGACUUCAAAGACCAGGGCGCUUAUCAGCUCGGUUCCCUUUUCUCAGGAGCUUGAGAAGUCCUUGAGACCCUGUUGGUGAGGGGGUGGCGCUAUCUAAACCUUAACACUUAUGUGUGCUGUGAAUGUAAGAAGUCCUUUGGAAUCAUAUCAAAUUUCAAUAGAGCCAAACACUCAGACCAGGUACCGUUUUUAUAGACUCCAUACACGUAUGAAAGGUUUUACCAUCAAGUAAGUCAACUCAUCCAUAUUCCUCACUGAAAUAGUUUUCUUUCUUUUUUAGUCUUUUUGAGACAGGGUCUCCCUGUA
Nannospalax galili (Upper Galilee mountains blind mole rat) is the source of this 3117-nucleotide messenger RNA. Its product is annotated as zinc finger protein 2 homolog. The record is from RefSeq and is a predicted model, not a curated record. Gene Ontology annotation, biological process: regulation of DNA-templated transcription. NCBI's taxonomy places the organism in Eukaryota, Metazoa, Chordata, Mammalia, Rodentia, Spalacidae.